Messenger RNA from Mauremys mutica (yellowpond turtle), 349 nucleotides. NCBI's taxonomy places the organism in Eukaryota, Metazoa, Chordata, Testudines, Geoemydidae. The record is from the annotation of a RefSeq genome assembly.
AUGAAUCUGAUAAUUUUAAUCUCAAUUAUUUACCUGGCCCUACCUACCAUUUUAACAUUACUAAACUACUGAUUCACACUAACAAAACCAGAUAACGAAAAAUUAUCCCCAUAUGAGUGCGGCUUCGACCCACUAAAAACCACUCGUCCGCCGUUCUCAAUUCGAUUCUUUUUAGUAGCAAUUCUAUUCCUACUAUUUGACUUAGAAAUCGCAUUACUACUACCCCUACCAUGGGCUAUUCAACUCCCAUACCCAACCUACACCUUUACCUGAGCCUUCAUUAUUAUAUCAUUACUAACCCUAGGCCUCCUUUAUGAAUGGAUUCAAGGAGGACUAGAAUGAGCAGAAU